UUCAAUAUGUCCAUUUCUGGUACAAUUUUAGACAUAGAUGCUCGAUAUGUUCGCUCUGAACUCAACGUUUAUAUCACUGGGAACCAAUUCAUGGACAUCGCUCGCGGAAGAGCUGUUGAAGUGAGAACAAGUAUUAGGUCAUCCAUUAACAUUGCCAAUAAUCUGUUUGAGAACAUCACAGAUCCUCGCGCCAAUGCUUUGGUCGAAAUUUAUCAACACGUAAUUAACGCAACAGUACGUGUUGAAAACAACACGUUUCAGGCCAAUGGAGUUUCUAGCAUGGUCUAUCUUUCAGGGGAAUCGGGGACCUUUCCCUAUACAUACAUAACAUCAAACACGUUCCUCAACAACUCCGUUAGUAACACAAUUCUCAGUGCUAUUUCAGGCUUUCAAGCCCGGAACAACAUAUUCACGAAUCCAAGAGCAUCAUGUGAAAUUAAAGCACCAGACUUUAAUGACUUUGCUCCGAUUGAUGCCUUAAAUUGCUACUGGGGGUUUGGUGACUUAGACAAAAUAGUACAGCGGGUGUGCUCGUUUGAGAAGGACAUGCGUUUAUCCCGGGUAAACUUCAUUCCCUACCUGCUGUCAGCUGAUUUGGGGAACAAGGUGGAUAUUACGGACGGGACCUUCCAUUUGGACACUCUGAUUGGCGGAGUGGUAACGGGCACUAUUACCCUUGCUAAAGGACCUGAACCAGUCGUCAUAUCUAGAUCUGUUUAUGUUGAGGAAAAUGCGGUGCUGGUCAUUGAAGCAGGAUCAACUGUGGAAUUCGAGGAAGACUGCGGUAUCUUUGUCAAAGGGAAGGUUGUCAUUGGAUCUGACAAGGCAAGUCGUACAACCCUUCAGCCUCAUAACUCCGAUUUUUGGGAAGGCAUUGUGUUUGGUUCUGGCAGUUUGUCAAAAUCCCGGUCUGUGACGUCUGUAUCAGAGAUGAGGAACACGCACAUACUAAAUCCUAGAACUGGAGUUAGGUUCCUUACUUCUCAAGUCAGCCUGUUUAAUAACGUGAUUUCGGGGUCUGGAAAUGCUGGAAUAACUCUUGAUGUGCAAAAUACUGUCUUUGACUUUAAUGGAACAGCAGUGAUAGAUAGUGGUAGUUAUGGACUUUACGGUGACCCUAUAACAGAUAUCCGGAUAAGAAACGUUACUAUUAUAGGAAGCAACUACGAUGGAGUGGCCUUAAGGUCUGCAGGUGGUCAUGUGGAGCUAGAGUAUGUCACACUUGAUGGGAAUAGCGGUGCUGGAGUGGAGGUUACAUACUCGAAUAACGAUCUGGAGAAUUUCUUCACUAUGUCUCAUUCACAGGUUUUGAACAAUCAAGGCGUAGCGGUCCAAGGUGAAUUUUUCAUGUUUUACCGGGAUAUCGGAAUAAACAUUAACAAUAAUAACUUUACAAAUAACACCAGAGGGGGUUUGCUUGUUACAUUGUCCGAAUCUUAUGGCUGGAGAAUCCGGAAUCCAAGACUGUGCACGUGUAAUAUUACGGACAACGUUUUUACCAACAGUGGAACAAGUUCUGUUCGCGUUCAGUCUUACGCAGUGAUAGAUAUAAACAAUAAUCAAUUCCUUAACAGUCAUAGCUUAGAUGCAUGCAUAUUAUCAAUCGAGUCCUCUGCAUGGAUAAACGAACCACCCUCGCAGGUUAUCAGCUUAACCACUAACCGGUUUGAGAUGGGAAGUGGAGAGUGCGCCGUCGGUCUGUCAUCCCAAGACGAAGGAAACCUGGAAGGCUUGUUCGUUUACAAUCAACUGACUUCUUUUGACGCGACGGAAGCAACUAUUAUUGUUGACUCUCUCCAUUUUAAUGUGACCGAUAACAUUUUAGACAACCCUGAAUCUGUGUAUGAGAUUAAGUGGUCAGGGAGAGUGCGUUAG
Liolophura sinensis is the source of this 1875-nucleotide messenger RNA. RefSeq lists its product as uncharacterized. Lineage: Eukaryota; Metazoa; Mollusca; Polyplacophora; Chitonida; Chitonidae. The record is from RefSeq and is a predicted model, not a curated record. The transcript has 4 exons. The coding region runs from base 7 to 1875 and encodes 622 amino acids.